AUGCAAGUGCGUCAGCUACAGCCGCUUAGUCAAGGCAGCACGGAGCCCCACGGCCCGCCCGAGGGCGCGACGCGGCAGCGGAGCCCCGAGCCGCCCGCAGUGCGGCAGCGGGGGAGCGCUCGGCCCGCCCCGCGGACCCGCCCCGGUAGUGACUCACAGCCGCCUUCCGGCACCAACGGCGCGGCCCGCGCCAUCUUCCCCGCAACCAGGCCUCCUCCCCGCACCAGCGUUACCCUGAUCCGCCCCCCUCACGGCCGGCCCAGCUCUCACCGACGCGGGCUUCUGGCCACGCAGGCCCCGCCCACCAAAGCUAACGUCUCCAUCCGCCUCCCAAACCCCUCGUUUCCCCUCCUGUCCCGGCGGGGCAGCGCGGCCGCGGGCGGGACGCGCCGGGGCCGCAGCCGGAGUGCGAGGGGGAGCCCGGCCGGGGUCAAGGCGGAGCCCCCCGGGUCCGGCCUCAUCGAUGUGGGGGCGCAGAGCGGGCGCUGGGCCGCCUUCCAGGAGCGGCACCGGCUGAGCUGCGAGGAGGCGGCGCGGCUGCUGCUGGACGCGUAUGAAUACAGGGGUUUGGUGAAGCACACAGGGGGCUGUCAUUGUGGAGCCGUCCGCUUUGAGGUCUGGGCUUCAGCAGAUCUGCACGUGUUCAACUGCAAUUGCAGCAUUUGCACAAAGAAACAGAACCGACACUUCAUCGUGCCAGCGUCGCGUUUCAAGCUGCUGAAGGGUGCUGACAAUUUGACAACAUACACCUUCAACACACACCGUGCCCAGCAUACGUUCUGCAAGACCUGUGGUGUUCAGAGCUUUUAUACUCCUCGUUCUAACCCUGAUGGUUAUGGAAUUGCUCCCCACUGUCUGGAUGAUGGCACUGUGCAGACCAUUAUCACAGAGGAUAUCAAUGGCAAGGAGUGGGAGAAAGCAGUGAGGGAACAUAAGACCAUCAGAGACAUGUCAAAACCCUGACACACCCUUCAGCAGCCUUGGGAGCACUGCCAUGGAACUGCAGUCCGGGGUUUCCUGGGUGAUGGUUGGUGAAAUCAGUCUCUACAUUACUGUUACCUGUUCUCUGUUUUCUUAAAUAAAUCUUUCUACACUGAUUUUCUCA
Molecule: messenger RNA, 1105 nt
Organism: Passer montanus (Eurasian tree sparrow)
Lineage: Eukaryota; Metazoa; Chordata; Aves; Passeriformes; Passeridae
Gene: CENPV
Product: centromere protein V
Exons: 8
Coding region: 1-963 (320 amino acids)
Molecular function (GO): carbon-sulfur lyase activity
Source: RefSeq, a predicted model, not a curated record